Messenger RNA from Larimichthys crocea (large yellow croaker), 1844 nucleotides. RefSeq names its product acetylserotonin O-methyltransferase (gene asmt). The transcript is spliced from 8 exons. The record is from RefSeq and is a predicted model, not a curated record. NCBI's taxonomy places the organism in Eukaryota, Metazoa, Chordata, Actinopteri, Sciaenidae. The coding region runs from base 465 to 1541 and encodes 358 amino acids. Gene Ontology annotation, molecular function: protein dimerization activity; O-methyltransferase activity.
AUGCCACCAUUAGUCUCUCAGCUUAAGUGCAAUCAGGCCAUAUGGAGAGGAGAAGGAGAGCAGCACGUCUUCCAUAAGAUACAGUUUCCCCUCCAAGGCUUGGUGCUUCAGAAGUGUCGCUCACAUUUUCGUGAAAACUGGUAAACAUGUCUGGUAUGAUAAUGCUCUGAGUGAAAGUGUGUUCAAGUGUGAGUGAUAACUGAGCAAGGCAGCAGUGUGUUACCACAAAGUUAUUUCUUUGUCCAGUGCGGACUGAGCCUCUGCUCUAAUCUGGGUUAUCUGGCUGUAAUCAUCUUAGCCCACUGCUACUCUUGCUGUUGCUGCAGGGUGGGCACUUUCUCUGGCUUUGUUUCCAUUGCUGUUCAUACAUACACCUGUUGAAGUGUCUCUAGAGCAGAACACAACUAGCAGGGAAGUUCACUUUGCAUGUAGAAGAGCUUGGAGUACAGUCCAAACAGGCUGCCAUGGCUGAACGUCAAGAGGUGGGUUUAUCUGAGGGGACACCUGCUGCAGACAUGUACCCCAGAAAGAUACUGGAGUAUAUGGAAGGAUUCCUCGUCUCCAAGGUGGUUUUCUCCUCCUGCGAGCUGGGUGUGUUUGAUUUGUUGCUGAGUGCAGAGCGCCCCCUGUCUGCAGAGGAGAUCAGUCAGGCGAUUGGAGCCAGUCUGGAUGGCAUACAGAGACUGCUGGCUGCCUGCACCGGUCUGAAGCUCCUUAACACACUCCAGGAUAAUGGACAAGUACUUUACAGUAACACAGAGCAGGCCAGUGUCUACCUGACCCGCUCCAGUCCUUUAUCCCUCUACCAGUCCAUCCAGUACAGCUCCAGGACCAUCUACCUCUGCUGGCAUCACCUAACUGAUGCUGUCAGAGAGGGAAGAAACCAAUAUGAAAAGGCUUUUGGAGUCAACUCAAAAGACCUGUUUCAAGCUCUCUACAGAUCUGAUGAGGAGAUGGUGAAAUUUAUGCAGUUAAUGAACUCCAUUUGGAACAUCUGCGGUAAAGACGUGGUCACGGCCUUCGAUCUUUCGUCUUUCAAGGUCAUCUGCGACCUUGGAGGCUGCAGUGGAGCAUUAGCCAAGCAGUGCACGUCAGCCUACCCAGAAUGCACUGUUACGAUCUUUGACCUCCCCAAGGUGGUGUGUACGUCGAGGGAACACUUUGUCACCGAGGCUGACCAGAGAAUAAGCUUCCACGAAGGGGACUUCUUUAAAGACCCCCUGCCAGAGGGUGACCUCUACAUCCUCGCCAGAAUCCUCCACGACUGGACUGACGAACGCUGUGUAGAGCUCCUCAGUAAAGUCUACAAAGCUUGCAAACCAGGAGGCGCUGUGUUGUUGGUGGAGGCGUUGCUCUAUGAGGAUGGCUCUGGCCCGCUGACUGUGCAACUCUACUCCCUGAACAUGCUGGUGCAAACAGAGGGCAGAGAGAGGACAGCUGCUCAAUACGCUACCCUGCUGACCGCUGCCGGCUUUUCCAACAUCCAACACCGCCUCACUGGGAAGAUCUACGAUGCUGUGCUGGGAAACAAAGAGGCGUAGAUAAGGAUGUUCAUGUACCAGGAUUGAACAGUACAAAAACUACUGUAUUUUUGGAUCUCUUUUAAAAUUCCACCUUUCUUCAACUAAAAAAGAUUUCACACCCUGUAUGACAAUAUAUCCAAGUUCUAUAUCUGCUUUUUUACUGAAUCUGUAUGACUCGUAGAUUUACAUAAAUAUUCAAACCACAUCCCAUUUUUAUGGCUGCUCAAUUCUGCAAACUGAAUAUUCUGGAUGUGCAUCAUUUUCAAUACAGUUGAAAUGAAUGAAUGAAAUAUUUGGUAUCUUUCGGAGCUGAAAUAAAGU